This is a messenger RNA of Acipenser ruthenus (sterlet), 4551 nucleotides long. RefSeq names its product NAD-dependent protein deacetylase sirtuin-1-like. NCBI's taxonomy places the organism in Eukaryota, Metazoa, Chordata, Actinopteri, Acipenseriformes, Acipenseridae. The coding region runs from base 101 to 2245 and encodes 714 amino acids. The record is from RefSeq and is a predicted model, not a curated record. The transcript has 9 exons. Gene Ontology annotation, molecular function: NAD+ binding.
AAGAGGUCGUAUCACGUGACCUGUUUAAAUAUCCCAUCAGCUGUCGUGCUCGGAAGAUCUUUAUGGUCGAGCCCGAGCGGAGAGAUUGUGUGAGCAAAAGAUGGCGGACGGAAUGAAAAUCAUCCUCAACUCCAGCGCUGGCGGCUUGGAAGCCGAGGAACCGCUGGCUAAAAGGCUGAAGCUCGGGGAGGUGUUAAAGAGCGGGGACACGGCGGCCUCCGAGGAGCAAGAGCUGGGAAAAAUCGUCAGCGAGUCCGGGGCGGCGGCGGAGCAGCAGCGGCCGGGAGAGGGGGUGCAGGGACAGGCCUCAGAGGCACCAGGCGGAGACAAUGGGCUGCAGGACUCUGAACUACAGGAGGGGCUGGUGGUGGUGGAGGAGGAGGAGGAGGAGGAGAAGAAGGAUCUGAUCGGGGUUUCUGCCACAGAGCGAGGAGAUGGAACAGCCCAGAACGAGGAUAUCCUCCUGAAUGGAUUUGAUUCAUAUGAUUGUGAUGAGGACGAUACAUCUUCACAUGCAAGUUCAAGUGACUGGACCCCACAACCUCAGAUAGGUUCGUAUAGUUUUAUUCAGCAGCAUAUUAUGAGGGAGACAGACCCGAGGACCAUCUUGAAAGACCUUCUCCCAGGAACUGUGCUUCCGCCUGACCUGGAUGAUAUGACUCUCUGGCAGAUUGUGAUUAAUAUAUCGGAACCUCCAAAAAGAAAGAAACGGAAAGACAUCAAUACAAUGGAAGAUGUUGUCAGGCUGCUGCAAGAAUGUACAAAAAUUAUGGUGUUGACUGGAGCUGGGGUUUCUGUGUCCUGUGGAAUACCUGACUUUAGAUCCCGUGAUGGUAUUUAUGCACGUCUUGCAAUAGAUUUUCCUGACCUUCCGGAUCCACAAGCAAUGUUUGAUAUUGAAUACUUUAGAAGAGACCCUCGGCCAUUUUUUAAAUUUGCAAAGGAAAUCUAUCCAGGACAGUUCCAGCCAUCUCCAUGUCACAGGUUCAUUGCAAUGUUGGAUAAACAGGCAAAGCUUCUUCAGAAUUAUACUCAGAACAUUGACACACUGGAACAGGUGGCUGGAGUCCAGAGGAUCAUUCAGUGCCAUGGUUCUUUUGCAACGGCAUCAUGCCUAACGUGCAAAUAUAAGGUUGACAGUGAAGCUGUUAGAGAAGAUAUAUUUAAUCAGGUUGUGCCUCGAUGCCCCAAAUGUCCACCUGAUCUGCCUCUUGCUAUCAUGAAACCAGAUAUUGUUUUCUUUGGAGAGAAUUUACCAGAACAGUUUCACAGGGGCAUGAAGCAUGACAAAGAUGAGGUUGACCUCCUGAUUGUCAUAGGGUCUUCACUGAAAGUACGACCUGUGGCUCUUAUUCCAAACUCCAUUCCCCAUGAAGUACCUCAGAUUCUAAUCAAUAGAGAACAGUUACACCACCUUAACUUCGAUGUAGAAUUGCUUGGAGAUUGUGAUGUUAUUAUCAAUGAACUAUGCCAUAGGUUGGGUGGAGAUUAUGAACAACUAUGCUACAACCCUUUAAGACUUUCUGAGAUCACAGAAAAGCCCCCUCGUGCGAUCAAAGAGUCCAAACUACAGUUCACUGACCUACCACCUACCCCCCUCGAACUUACAGAAGACUCCAAUUCCUUGGAACAAAUUAGUGAGGACACUCGUACCUCCAAGCAAGUUUCAGAAGAAACAGCAGGAGCUCAGCAAUCAAACCAUUUAGGGUCUACCUCUGAGCUCCCACAAGCUAGCUGUACAGAAAACCCUCCACAGAACAGGACUGAAAUUGUUGAAGGAAAUGCAAAAACAGAUACGGGGGAUUUGCAAACCGCAAAGAAUGAGGAGUGUCCAGAGUCAGGUGAAAAUAAAUCUGAUCUUGAAAUUCUCAGAAGAUGCUGGCUGAGUAGAUUUGCAAAAGAACCAAUCAGCAAGCGCCUUGACAAUUCUCAAUACCUGUUUCAAGCACCAAAUCACUACAUUUUCCAUGGAGCUGAGGUAUACUCCAAUUCAGAGGAUGAGUCCUUGAGUUCCUGUGUCAGUCACAGUGACAAUGAGUCAUGUUGCAGCCCUGGAGAGGAGGGAGAGGAUGAUAGCGACGGAGAGGAGUUCUAUGGCCGAGUCGAAGAGGAGGGUUCAGACGAUGAAGACUGCUUCAGAGAUGGCAGAGAAGAAUUAGAAGCAGGAACAAAUGACUUUAUAGACAUGCUGAGGAAUCAAAGAGACAAUAAACCUGAAGAUAUAAAAAAUGUGACACAAAUGUAAUAAAAUGUAAUGCCUACAUUUAUUUGCUACUUGUCCACCAGCAUUAGCAGUCACCUGACAGUGGAAAGGAACAAAGGAUGCUGUCCUGAAUUUUUGUUUUGUUUUAUUAAGAGGAGAUUUAUUUGUAGAUUUUUUUUUUAUUAUUAUUAUUUUGGCUAUUUAAAUUUCGGGUUAUGCUCUCACAUUUGACCACCUUACAUUUCCCAGCAACGUUCUGUGCUUCUGAAGUUUUGUUAUAUACCCCUUGUAAUUGUACCCAUGCUGUUUGACAACAGCUGCUUUAAAAUGUUCUUUCAGACCUUUUCACUUUGCAGUUUAAAAAAGCCAUUGAUUGGUAACAGGAUGAAAAAAGGGAACAGAAGACCAAAGAACAGGAGUUUUUUUCCACAUCCACCAAUUCAUUUUUAUGUUAGAAGUAAAUCUGUUGCUUUUGCUCUUUUGAACUUCUUACAAAAAUAUGUCGAAUGAACACUGGCAUUUAUUCUAAAGACUUACUCUGGCAGCUACUUUUUAUGGUAAAUAGUCUAGUAGUAGUGUUAUUUUUGUAUUUUGUAAUAUUUUUAAGGCAUACUCAGUGUAAGUACUAUAGGCGACAAAGAAAUAGCACUUGGAGUAUGUAGACAUUUUACGCCUUACAGAAAAUUGUGACAGUGCAUCAGUGAGCACUGGCUCAGCUUUUUAUUUUAACACAGAAAUGAUUCUCUUCCUGUGGAACUGCAGUAAUAUUUCGAAUGUUUUAAGAGUGUAAAGAAAUACUUUAGACUGGGACAUGAUUCUCAAAGCUAAGCUAAUACGGAUAAUUUGAAAUGUAAAUUGUUGUGGAAACAUGUGCCUGCUUUCUAAACUUUUAUUAAUAAUGUUGGUGGCUGUAUAGUUUUGUUUAGGAAUGGCCGUCACUGUGGUACAGCUCAUGUAAGCAUUAUUAAGAAUGCCUUUCCAUGAAGCAUUUACACUGCCAAAAUGUGAAUUAUACAAGCCUUUUCUUUUAUAUAUAUAUAUAUAUAUAUAUAUAUAUAUAUAUAUAUAUAUAUAUAUAUAUUGAAAAUACUGUUUGAAAACACAACUGUAAAGAGCUUUUAACAUUUAAAAGCAAUGUAUUUUACAGCAAGAAACAUUUUACACUGGUCCGUGUGGUAGAAGCUUUGAAUGUGCUUUGAAAAUUGGUCAGAAGCUGCUGGAUUACCUUGCAGCUGGCUUUCAGAAAAGAUUUUAAUCACAUGGCACACAGUAUUAUUUAUUACAGAAACUUUAGGUGCAAUCCACCAGGAUAGUCAACUUUAUAACUAGAUAUUAAACUGGCUUUAAAUGUUCACAUGGGUGCAUCUGAUUUAAUUUUUUGUUUGAAAAAUGUUAAUUUCAAAGCCCACCAGUGUCUACUAUGUGGCCAGUUCUACAGAGUAUUGGUGUUCCCAGGAAUCUACUCACAUUGAUUAAAUGUGAGACAGAAAUCUAAACUAAAGUGAUACCUAAACACUAUUUCCAAAUGUAAAUAUCACAUGAGUAGAAAGAACAAAAAUCAGUUUUUACAUUUGUUUUACGUUACAGUAAAAGAUACACAUUUUGUUUGACAUUGGCUCUAUCAAGAUAAAAUUCUGAAUUGCAGGAUGGCCUUUUGUUUUGGUGUGUAUCUACUGUACAAGAUUUUGGGAAGACCCAGAUGCUUCCUCUGCUGUAUUAAAAUGCAGUAUCUUUACAUCCAUUGAUUGCAUGAUGCUAUUUGUCUGUUUUUUGUUCAAGGAACUGUUGAAAUCACAAUCUUGUUUUAAUUUAUUUUAUACAAUAAUGUUUUCUUUAUGCUCCUUUGUACUGUGUGUAUCUAUCUACCUACCUAAUUAUAUAUAUAUAUAUAUAUAUAUAUAUAUAUAUAUAUAUAUAUAUAUAUAUAUAUAUAUAAUUUUUACAUAAUCUAUGGCAUACUUUUAUAGUUACCAGCUAGAACAGUACAUUAACAGUAAAACUUUUGAAAAAUACAGGAGCAAUGUUUUAUAUUUUUGUUUUGUUAAAAUGUCAUUUUAUGUUGCAUUGGUUGUAAAAAAAAAAAUGUUGCAUUGGUUACAAUUUUCUUUUUUUAGAAGUUUAAAUUUUUAUAGCAAAUUCUAUUCUGGCAUUCUUGACUGCUGUUUUAUUCUACUGAUACUCGUUCAUAGUUCUUCACUGUUGUGAACAUUAUUUUGUGGGUUAGUAAUAGUUUAUUCAUCCUUUCUAUCUUCAGUCAUGUGUUUCUAACAUUAUGUAAUCCAGUCUAGUACACAUCAAAAUAUGUAUUUGGAUUUGUAAUAUAAUGCAAUAAACAUUGUCUUGACAUC